Messenger RNA from Linum trigynum, 3257 nucleotides. The record is from the annotation of a GenBank genome assembly. NCBI's taxonomy places the organism in Eukaryota, Viridiplantae, Streptophyta, Magnoliopsida, Malpighiales, Linaceae.
GCCAAAAAGAGGAUUGGGGCAAUAACGUCCUUUGGCGUUCCCACCUCCUUUAUUAUUUUAUUUUUAUUUCAUUUGGCAAUCGGCAAAAUCCCGGUUGACAACUCAAAGCAGAAAAAAAGCUUCAAAACCAUCAGCAAUCUUUUCUUCUUUCCUUCCUUCUUCUGCUGCUCAUUUCCGCGGCUCUCCCGUGUCCAAUCAUCUCUCAAUGCGCAGCAGGAGCAAGCGGCACCACGAUCUCUGAAUCUUUCAUUUCUCAAGCAGAAAAGUCCCCCUCCAGCCCCCCCAGAAAAUAGUCGAAGGAAGGGCGAAAAGUAAUGCGGGUUUUCCUCACUCGGCCUUCUUGGUCGGUGCUGUUGCUGAUCAUACUCGCCGCCGUUCCUCUGUGGACAGUUUCCUGUGCUAGUGUUCUCCACCUGGAGAGGGCUCUGCCUCUGAACUACCCGGUUCCCCUUGAGCAACUCCGAGCUUGGGACCAAGCCAGGCACGCUCGCCUCUUGCAAGGCCUCGUUGGCGGCGUGGUCGACUUCUCAGUCCAAGGUUCCCCGGAUCCAUCACUCGUCGGACUUUAUUUCACGAAAGUGAAACUCGGCUCUCCUCCUAGAGAGUUCAACGUGCAGAUUGAUACUGGCAGUGACGUAUUAUGGGUUAACUGUGCCUCCUGUAGUAAUUGUCCACAUUCUAGUGGCCUAGGGAUCCAGCUUAGUUUCUUCGAUGCUGCGGGCUCUUCCACUAGUGGUCUGGUUCCUUGUGCAGACCCAAUUUGUACUGCAGCUGCUCGAACCAGUUCUACACAGUGUUCGGACAGCGGUCAGUGUGGCUACACAUUCCAGUAUGGAGAUGGGAGUGGAACUUCUGGUGUUUAUAUAACUGAUACGUUCUACUUUGAUUCGAUUUUGUCCGGUUCAAUGAUUGCCAACUCGUCAGCACUUGUUGCCUUUGGUUGUAGCACGUACCAGGGUGGUGACUUGACUAAGACGGACAAAGCGGUUGAUGGAAUUUUUGGAUUUGGCCAAGGUGGCCUCUCGGUUAUAUCACAAUUAUCGUCUAGAGGAAUAACACCUCGAGUUUUCUCUCAUUGCUUGAAAGGACAGGGCAGUGGAGGUGGUAUAUUUGUUCUUGGAGAGAUUUUGGAGCCAGGAAUCAUCUAUACUUCACUUGUCCCAUCACAGGCUCAUUACAAUUUAUAUCUACAAAGCAUAGCAGUCAAUGGACAGGUGUUGCCUAUUGACCCAGUAGCCUUCUCAACGUCAACUGAUCGAGGGACGAUAGUUGACACUGGAACAACUUUGGCGUACCUUGUGGAGGAAGCUUAUGAUCCUUUAGUGAAUGCUGUCAAUGCUGCAGUCUCACAAUCUGCGACUCCCACAAUAAGUAGGGGAUACCAGUGUUACCUAUUCACUUCCAGUUCCAGUGUAUUCGAUAUGUUUCCACCGGUGAGCUUCAAAUUUGCUGGUGGUGCUUCAAUGGACUUAAGACCAGAGGAGUACCUUUCUCAGCAAGGUUCCUAUCUGGAUGGUGGUGGGAUGUGGUGCCUAGGUUUCCAGAAGGGUCAAGGACUAACCAUUUUAGGAGAUCUUGUUCUUAAAGACAAGAUCUUUGUAUACGAUCUGGUCCGUCAGCGGAUUGGAUGGACCAACUACGACUGCUCGACAUCAGUAAAUGUCUCUUUAACUUCUAGCAAGGACUUCAUCAAUGCAGGACAGUUGAGUAGUGUAGGUAAUUCUUCUAGCGACCUGCUCUUGGAGCUGCUGCCUCUAGCCGUUGCAGCGCUCUUCUUGCACAUAUCAAUAUUGAUUGGGAUCAAGGUUUUGUGAUAUUAACAUACAUACGAACCGAGAAGAUUAAACAACAAGAAGAAGAAUGAAGAAGCAUAUAUAAUCUGUCAUCUAAAUUCGCCAUUCUUUGCCAAGUUGUUUCCAUUGGCUUGCCGAGUGGGUCUUCUUCAGAUUGCAAAGGUAGGUUGUUUUGCCCUCCCUCUCUCUCUUACAUAUAUAGUGUUCUUCCAUGUCUUCUGCCCUUUGUUGAUCGGUGAUGGUAACUGCUGAAUUAGGGCAUAUAAUGUGAUCUGUCCAUCUUCUUUGUCUCUUUUCCUUUUGGGAGUGUUAGAUAGGGAUGGUGCCCAAGUAGAGCAAUUGGCCUGAAAGUGUAAAUUAUGUAAUGGUGUUCAAUCAGGCAGCAAGGUGCUUUUUUGGUAUUGUGGUUUUUGUAUUAGUGGCAUCAUCCCCACCAAUUAAAGGUGUUGUUUCGUAAUCAAGGAUGAAGCUUUUGUAACUACCCUUCUCUCUUCUAAACUUUCUGUAGUUAAGAGCAUUUUGUCUUGAGAUUACUUUCUGGAAAGCUGCCUUAGCAGCUAGUAAUAGCAAGUGAAUGGCUACCACUACCAGCAGAUUGGGAGAAUUUGGGCCUCUCUCUCAUCCUGAAGCCCAAAUCUAGCAAGUAUAAAGCUGCUACUCCAGCCGCAUUUGGUAGGAUUGAUUUGUGUGUUGUGAAAGUAGGAUCUUAUAUGCGAAUCUUUCAAUUGUAAAUUCUUCUUCAGUUCUUUGCGAGAGGAUAAAAUUGUUACUUGUUAUUCACACCAUUGCUUGUUCGGUUCUAACUUGGAGCGUGGUGGCCAUUAUGAUUGUGGUGCAUGUUAUUGUAUUGGAGGUUUUAUUGUGUUAAUUAGUAGAGCUAGAAAACGUCAAUUUGAUGGUGCAAUCGUUAAUUCGACAGGUAAAAUUUUGGUAUAAUAUCGUUUUUUAAUAUGAAACUAAUAAACUCGACGCGAUAUCAUAUCGAUAAAACUGUUAGCCACACCAGAGGUUGUCAAAUUGACUUGCAGUGGUCCAAUUGCAUGGUCUUGUAAGCUUUCUUAGAUUUUUUGUAAUCUAUAGUGAAAAUAAGAGUUUAGUUGGUGAAUAAAUCAGGAAACUUAUGUCGAUUUCUUUUAACUAUGAUAUCAUAUUUCUCGUAUGGGACCCUCGUUUACUCUCGAGUCGCACCUCACUUCCGCAACAUUUUCAUUUUUUAUUCACAUGUGCCAGUUAUUCGUUUUCCCUCGCGUCGUGAUUUUGCCUCGUGAUGUAACCCCUUCGUCUCCGAGCAAGAUGUGACAUCACACGUUCUGCGUUGAGUCCAAGUUUUAAUUCCACCGUUGUGAUGAAAUUGCAUAAAAUAUUAACCAUUAAAAACAUAAAUUUCAUUAUUUAUAAGUGGAAAAUGUGUUGGAUCCUUCACAUAGAAAAAUGGUUUUGAAUGAAUGAAAUUAGAAAAUUAAG